This is a messenger RNA of Gavialis gangeticus (Gharial), 784 nucleotides long. The record is from the annotation of a RefSeq genome assembly. Lineage: Eukaryota; Metazoa; Chordata; Crocodylia; Gavialidae.
AUGACACACCAAACACAUCCGUUUCACAUAGUUAACCCUAGCCCUUGACCCAUUAUAAGUGCCAUAGCUGCCAUAAUACUAACAACAGGACUGGUACUAUGAUUUCACCACAAUCUCAACCUCCUUCUGCUAUUAGGACUAAUCUCAACACUAAUGAUCAUGUAUCAAUGAUGACGAGAUAUUGUUCGAGAAAGUACCUACUUAGGCCACCACACCCCACCAGUUCAAAAAGGGUUACGCUACGGCAUAAUUCUAUUUAUUACAUCAGAAGUUUUCUUCUUCCUAGGAUUCUUCUGAGCAUUUUACCACUCUAGCCUAGCCCCAACCCCAGAACUAGGAGGACAAUGACCACCAACUGGGAUCACCCCACUAGACCCAUUUGAAGUCCCUCUCCUAAACACCGCAGUACUUCUGGCCUCAGGGGUCACAGUGACAUGAGCACACCACAGCCUAAUAGAAGCCAACCGAACGCCCACCAUCCACGCCCUUACACUUACCAUUAUUCUAGGACUGUACUUUACUGCCCUUCAAGCAAUAGAAUACUAUGAAGCCCCAUUCACUAUCGCAGAUAGUACCUACGGAUCUACCUUUUUCGUAGCUACAGGCUUCCACGGCCUCCAUGUAAUCAUCGGAUCGACAUUCCUAAUAGUCUGCCUAUACCGACAAAUUAUACAUCACUUCACCUCGAACCACCACUUUGGCUUUGAAGCUGCCGCCUGAUACUGACACUUUGUAGACGUGGUAUGACUAUUCCUCUACAUCUCAAUCUAUUGAUGAGGCUCCU